AUUAAUAAUUAGAAGAAUAGUGAAAAGCUGGUAGUUGUUGAGCGCGAGUGUUUGAGAAUCAGCCACGCUUCCCCUCCCUCCCAACCUUCAACUCGUCACCAAUUUAAAUUCAUUCAAUUCAAUUCAAUCAUAGCAUAGACAUAAAAAGAAAGACAAAUUAGUUUGUGUGCGAGUGUGUUAGGUUUUGUUGUUGAAUAUUGAAAAUUGAAAAUUGAAAAUGGGUUUUAGUAAUGGGAAUUCAGAUUCGAAAUUAGAAACGGUUGAGAUAAAGGAGCUGAGAUUCACUUAUCCUGGCAUCGACGGCCAUCCUCCGCCGGGUUCCAAACCUCUCAUUCAAGACUUCUCUCUCACACUCUCUUCCGGUGAUCGUUGCCUUCUCGUCGGAUCCAAUGGCGCCGGAAAGACCACAAUCCUGAAGAUAUUAGGAGGUAAGCACAUGGUGGAGCCUGAAAUGGUUCGUGUGCUUGGAAGAUCGGCUUUUCAUGAUACCACUUUAACAUCUUCUGGUGAUCUCUGUUAUCUUGGUGGUGAGUGGAGGAGAGAUGUUGCAUUUGCAGGUUUUGAAGUUCCAAUACAGAUGGACAUUUCUGCUGAGAAAAUGAUAUUUGGUGUGGCCGGUAUUGAACCUGAAAGAAGAGCAGAGCUUAUCAAGGUAUUAGAUAUCAAUCUUUCAUGGAGAUUGCAUAAAGUAUCUGAUGGUCAGAGAAGAAGAGUGCAAAUUUGUAUGGGUCUCCUCAAACCAUUCAAGGUUCUUCUUCUGGAUGAGAUAACAGUCGACCUUGAUGUUCUAGCAAGAGCUGACCUUCUGAACUUUCUAAGAAAGGAAUGUGACGAGAGGGGUGCCACUAUUAUAUAUGCAACACAUAUAUUUGACGGUCUUGAGAAUUGGCCAACAAACAUUGUUUAUGUAGCUCAUGGAAGGUUGCAAUUAUCAUUACCCAUAGAGAAAGUCAGAGAAACUAGCAAACUGUCACUAAUGAGAACGGUAGAAGUUUGGCUACGGAAGGAACGCAAUGAAGAUAGAAGAAUAAGGAAAGAAAAGAAGGCUGCUGGCCUUCCUGAAUUCGAAAAGCAAGUUGAGGGAAGCCGUGUAGCCGGGGGAGAUCCUGGACGAGCUUCGGUUCGAGUUACUAAUAAUGGUUGGGCCGCAGGCCGGUUACAUUCAACUGUUGCUGGCGAGGAAAACUUCCUCCUAAGCUCAAACCGAGUAUUGAGGUAGUAUACUACAAAUGGGAAACUUACUCCUAAGCUCAAACCGAGUACUGAGGCAGUAAAAUGAUUUUCAAAUUAUACGAGGGCGUUUACUGUUUGAUUUUAUGAACUUAAAAUAAAAUUCAUUUGCCAAUACUUUCUGGCACAUAUAAUCCUUUGUUAUAUAGGGUCACAUGUUAUGCAGAUAAAGUUAUGUUUAACGUAUGUAGCUUCGAAAGUUUAUAAUGCUUGCUUGAAAGCGUUUUGUAAUCUUGUUGUUUCAUAUUUGUAAGUUGUAACCCUGUAUUUGGGUAGAAAGAGAACAAUAGCAGCCUUAAUUAUUAAAAAAAAAAAAAUACUAUUGGGUCUUUACAUCUGUGUUUGGCCCAAUUU
Messenger RNA from Cicer arietinum (chickpea), 1584 nucleotides. RefSeq names its product ABC transporter I family member 20. The record is from RefSeq and is a predicted model, not a curated record. Gene Ontology annotation, molecular function: ATP hydrolysis activity; ATP binding. Lineage: Eukaryota; Viridiplantae; Streptophyta; Magnoliopsida; Fabales; Fabaceae.